UAAAACAUUUUUUUAAAUCUCUAUAGAAUAAGAGUAUAAUAUUUUUCUAUGCGUAAACAUAGUUUUACUUUUAUUCAUGGAGGAUAAUACUAUGUGUGUUUUUAUUCGAGAAAAUAUACCACUUAAUGAUUUUAAAAGGUUUCUAUUACCUCCGAAAAAUGUUCAGUGCCAAUACUCAAGCAUAUAUCUCACAAGAUUAAAUGCAUUAAGAGAUAAUGUAAUACUAAAGGCAAAAAUAAAAUGGGCUACACACAAAAUAAUAAAUAUCUCAGAUCUUGUUGAAUUUGAAGAAAAUAAACUCUGUGUAAUCACAGGAACUCUUUAUAAGCAUGAAGAACUGAAAAGAUCUGCUUUACAAAUGCUUGCAACAGAAUUACAAGUUUGUCCACAACCAUUGCAAUCUAAUUAUGAAUCAUUUAAGGAUAUCUUAUUUUUGGAAGAUGAAGCAUUAAGAAUCAAACUAACUGGUAAUCAUAUGAAUGUACAAAGUAUUGUAACUGGUAUUGUUUCCGCAUUGCUUGGUCGUCGACAAAAGAACGGAACAUUUUGGGUAUUGCAAGUAGAGGAUUGGUGUUUUCCAGGAUAUUUUCCAACACCUCCUACAUCUUCUAUAUCAUUACAAAAAAAUACAAUGACAUUAUUAGUUUCCGGAUUAUCUUUGGCAAAUAAUGUAGACCCAUUUGGAUUGACUCUCUUAUCCGAAUGGAUUAUAGGAAUGGCUGGAACUUCGUGUAUACAAAAAGAAGCUGCACGUAUUGCACAUGUUAUUAUAGCUGGAAAUAGCAUAAGAGGUUUCAUCGAAAAAUUUAAUCAUAUAAGUUAUUCUAAGCAAAAAAAGUAUAAUGAAAUAUUAACUAAGGAAACUAAGGUGGCCACUCAUAGACUUGAUGAAUUUCUUAAACCUAUCGUAAAAUGUUGUUGUGUAACAUUAAUGCCUGGUGAAUUCGAUCCUACAUGUCAUAUGUUGCCUCAACAACCAUUACAUCCUUGUUUGUUACCCCAAACAAUAAGAUAUAAGAGUUUUCAUUGCGCUACUAAUCCUUGGGUUGGUUCUAUCGGAUCUCGUAUUAUAGCUGGAUCUAGUGGACAACCGAUUCAAGAUAUUAUGAAAGUUGAUAAUAUUCUAAACAAUACUCCUUUAGAAUGGUUAGAGAAUACAUUAUAUUGGCGACAUUACGCACCUACAGGCUCUAAUUCAUUACCGUCUUAUCCAUAUUUUCAAAAUGAUCCCUUCAUUAUAAAAGAAUGCUUAGACAUAUACUUUGUUGGUAAUAUGGAGAAAUAUGAAACAAAAGUAAUAUGUGAUGAAGGACACGUAGUGAGAUUAGUCUGUAUUCCAAAUUUUUCAAAAACUCGAACAGCUGUUCUCCUUGAUUUGGAAAAUCUAGAAACAUUUCCUAUUUCAUUUGAAGCUAACUUAUGACAUUGAUCAUAUUUUUUAAAAUCUUCCGAGUCCUUUUUUUAUAUAUGUAUUUGAUACAUAUAACAAUAAGAAAUUAUAUACGUAUAUAAUACGAAAGUAUAUACGUGUGUAAAACUAGACUAAUCGGUGCUGUGCUUUUUCAAAUUUUCAAAUGUUUGCAAGGCUGUAAAUCGUAAGAUUGGAUUAGUACAAUAACAAGUAAAGUGUAUGAGUCUAUUUGCAUAUAUGCAUAAGAUAUCAAUACUCUCUUUCGAAUUCUUUCUAUUAAACUUGUCUAUGUUAUAAGAAGAAGAGAUAGAAUAAUCUUGAUGAAUUCAAGAGAAUAAAAAAGUCUGAUAAUAAAUAAUGCAAAGUAUACUAUUCUUUUUAAAUAAGAGAUUGUUAAAGUAGAAGUGCCAUUGAUAAGUACUAUGGAAAGAAUGUCUUACUUUCACAAGAAUAAAGGAGAAGAAAAAAAUAUUAACAGAAAA
Molecule: messenger RNA, 1893 nt
Organism: Polistes canadensis
Lineage: Eukaryota; Metazoa; Arthropoda; Insecta; Hymenoptera; Vespidae
Product: DNA polymerase delta subunit 2-like
Exons: 6
Coding region: 77-1423 (448 amino acids)
Biological process (GO): DNA strand elongation involved in DNA replication; DNA replication
Cellular component (GO): delta DNA polymerase complex
Molecular function (GO): DNA binding
Source: RefSeq, a predicted model, not a curated record